AUGAGUCACAACAAGAAUUUAAAAAGAGCGUCCUCAAUAACCAGAGCUUCCACUCUCAGGCUUGAUCCAAGUCUCACGGCACCUGCGUUUAGUCCAGAGGAAGAGCUGGGUCUGGCUCCAGCAGAACCACAGGCUGACCUGAAACUGGCCACAGAGUACCUUCAUCGGUUCUACAAGCUGCAGAAGGAUCCUUCAGGACGAAUGAGGAGGAGCGGGCCCUCGUUCACCUCCAAAGUGAAAGACAUGCAGACCUUCUUUGGGCUUAAUUCUACAGGGGAGUUAGACUCCGGUACCCUGGAGGUGAUGAGGAGCCCUCGAUGUGGGGUUCCUGACGUGGAAGAGUACAGUCACAUCCACGGGACACGCUGGAAUAAGAACGUCAUCGCAUACAGCAUUGGCCGAUACACCAGAGAUCUGCCCAGCAGCACUGUGGACUUUUUAAUUGAGUCAGCCUUUGGUGUUUGGGCCAAAGCCAGCGGCUUGACGUUUGUUAGGUCACACACACACAACACUGACAUCAUGGUGGAGUUUGUGACCUAUGGUAGGUUUAUCUGUUUAGCUCACUCUCACAAAAUCACAGAAAACCACCCCCCAGCAGAGGUCUUAUGUAAAUGUACAGCUUUGUGGCUUUAGACCUAGGGAGUCACAGUAGUAAUUUCCCUCUUAUCCGAGGCAGAGUCAUCUUUCACCAGCUGCUGUCUAACUCCGAUGAGGUGAACUGAAGCUUGUAAUUUUCCAUUAGCAUGAAAGAAGAUGAUUUUUUUCUG
This is a messenger RNA of Nothobranchius furzeri (turquoise killifish), 767 nucleotides long. The record is from RefSeq and is a predicted model, not a curated record. NCBI's taxonomy places the organism in Eukaryota, Metazoa, Chordata, Actinopteri, Cyprinodontiformes, Nothobranchiidae.